AUGUCAAUGACUGGUCAGGGCUCCAGCAACGCCGAUGAUCCCUUAGCGGCAUACACUGAUCCGCAAGACGAAUUCGGGUUCAAUGAGUCUCCAGAAGCUAAUCGCGGCGCGGAGGGACUUAAUGAACCAAUAUCUUUCAAACCUAAAAAAACGAGACAAUCGCGAUUUAGUUUGUCGAAUCUGUUCUUGAAUACCGCGGGCGGUUCAGGCAAUACACCAUUCGGCUUCUCCGCGACAGGGACCCAAGGUGGACAGAAUGGAGAUGCUUCGCCGUUAGAUACAUAUGGACCAUUGGGUCCAAAUACCGAUCCCAAUUCCUCAAAAGACGGUGUACCCUCGGAUUGGUAUGUGGAAGGUCCCGGUCGCCGCGUUGGUUACGACGACUUCUCAGCAAUCGAUUGGAUCUAUGAAUACACCAAAGAACGUCAACGAAAACGACUGCUAUAUUCCAGUGGACAGGGUAUCUUGGGUCAUUUCCGUCGCCUUCUCGAUGCCAGCAAUGUGUGGCUGGUUUUGGUUGCAACUGGUAUUGCAGUCGGAAUCAUUGCCGCGUCCAUUGAUAUUGCGACAGACUGGCUAGGGGAUCUUAAAACUGGUUAUUGCAAGCGCGGAAAAGGAGGUGGCAGGUUUUAUUUGAACCGGAGCUUUUGCUGCUGGGGUCUGGACGAUUAUUCCAAAUGCUUAGAUUGGACGCCAUGGGGGACUGCAUUAGGAGCGUCCUCUAAGGGAGGGCAAUACGCUGUUGAGUAUAUCUUCUAUAUCUUGUUUUCCGUGGUAUUCGCUUUCUGCGCGUGCAUCCUGGUUCGUAGAUUUGCCAUUUACGCCAGGCAUAGUGGAAUCCCUGAAAUCAAGACUAUUCUCGGAGGCACUGUUAUCCGGCAUUUUAUGGGUCCUUGGACCUUGGCCAUUAAGUCACUUGGACUGUGUUUAUCUGUCGCAUCCGGCCUAUGGCUCGGAAAAGAAGGCCCCCUGGUUCAUGUUGCAUGCUGCUGCGCGAAUAUUAUGAUGAAACCUUUUGAUAGUCUCAACGGGAACGAAGCCCGAAAACGUGAAGUUCUUUCUGCAGCCGCCGCUGCAGGUAUCUCAGUUGCAUUCGGUGCCCCCAUCGGAGGCGUGCUUUUCAGCUUGGAGCAACUUUCAUACUACUUCCCGGACAAAACCAUGUGGCAAAGCUUUGUUUGCGCCAUGGUUGCUGCCGUCACACUACAAGCUUUGAACCCUUUUCGAACAGGCAAAAUCGUGCUCUACCAAGUCACCUAUACCCGAGGCUGGCACCGUUUUGAAGUCAUCCCAUUCAUCAUACUUGGUAUUGUGGGUGGUCUCUUUGGAGCGUUCCUCAUCCGUCUGAAUGUUAAAGUGGCCAAAUGGCGGCGAUCUCGAACUUCUUCAAGGCCGGUCAUUGAAGUUGCGGUGGUGGCACUUCUAACUGCUCUCAUCAACUUCCCGAACCACUUCAUGCGAGCUCAGAACUCGGAACUGGUCCAAUCCCUAUUUGCUGAGUGUAACAGUGACACAACUGAUAGAUUUGGUCUCUGCGUUACCGGAACUAAGUCGGCGCUUGGUGUUUGGCCGCUGUUCUGGCAUUUUUUUCUCGCCUCUCUGACCUUCGGACUCGAUAUCCCAGCCGGUAUUAUUUUGCCCUCGGUGGCUAUUGGUGCAAUGUAUGGGCGUGCAUUGGGUAUUCUGGUUCGCAUGCUGCAAGAAGCCUAUCCAAAGGCCUUGCUCUUUGCCAAGUGCGAGCCUGACAUACCGUGCGUGACGCCUGGCUUAUACGCUAUCAUCGGUGCUGCUUCUGCCCUAGGUGGUGCGACUCGGAUGACCCUUUCGAUCGUGGUCAUCAUGUUUGAGUUGACGGGAGCCUUGACUUACGUCAUUCCAAUCAUGAUUGCAGUGAUGUUGUCAAAAUGGUGCGGCGACAUCUUCGGCAAACGUGGCAUCUACGAAUCGUGGAUUCAACUCAAUGAAUACCCCUUCCUUGACCACCGGGAUGACACUAAUCCCCCGGACGUACCUGCUCUCCGGGUCAUGGCCACUGUCGACGACAUUUCGGUGAUUACAGCUACAGGCCAUACCAUCGAUUCGCUUCGAGCUCUUUUGACCAACACCACCUACCGAGGCUUUCCUGUAAUCUCAGAGACAUCAACUCCAACUUUGCUCGGGUAUAUCACACGGAACGAACUUUCAUAUGCCCUGGGAUAUUCAACAUCGCCUACAAACAGGAGCCUCACCGGCGAAACCCAGGUCUUCUUCGUCCACCAACCAUUUGCUGAUCCUGUCGAAACGCUGGAUCUUCGGCCAUGGAUGGAUCAAACUCCUAUCACCCUCAACAGCAAUAUUAGCUUCUUGAUCGUGUUGCGAAUGUUCCAACGCCUCGGUCUCCGCUACGUGCUCUUCGCAAACAAGGGUAUUCUCCAGGGCUUACUGACGAAGAAAGAUGUCUGGUCGGUGCUCAGUGGUGUGGAGUUUCGGCGCCAGGAGGCUCUUCGAGGCGAUCAUUUCGACGAAGAUCAUCACGGCACUGAAGAGGAAGGACUACUUCACGGCGGGGAAAGAGAUAGUAUCAGCAGUAACAUACGGCGGGAUUCAUUCACCGCCGACAGAAUGCCGCGUCAAGCUCGGAGCUCGUCCGCAUCAUUGGGCCUUUCUCAAGAUUCAACCGCCAAGAUGAUGGUCGAUCCAUUUGAAGUGCGUAUGCGCUUCACAACACAGCUUCAGCAUCUCAGCGCAUCUGUCACGUCUUCGCAAAAGGCAGCGCAUUAUGCACUCAAAUACCGUGAUCUGGACGAGGAUCUUCAUUCCUGCAUCCUAGAGCAAAUCGAGAGAAACAAUAUGAACAACCGCGCAAACAUCAUGUCUUUCAUCGAACACUUUUGUGAAAUGGCCACCAAAGAAGACCACCUUCCCUACGUCCGCAUGAUGCAGCGCGACAUUCUCAGAGUGGUGGAUGCAGUCGUCCCACCCGAUGGAACAGGAGCUGCCAACGUCAAGCAUGUCCGUCUCGUCCUUGACAGCAUGCAAGGCAAGGGAAUACUGUCCGUCGAAACCGUCACCGAAAUCGAUGCAGCUCUCAAAGACCGCGACACGCACCCCUCACACCUUGAUCUCGAGGACGAGGAAGAUGACGGACCAGAGGAUAGCGUGAGAUCCAAGACCGGAACCCCGCGCAACCCCAAGGCGUCCGGGAUGCGUCUCGACAAACGGCAGAUUGAACAGCGCAUUGAAGAGGACCGAGAGCGCAACAAGCGACUGCGGGAAAGUAUGUGGGCCACGGAAGGAGACGACGAGAAGGAAUGGCAGAAAAUUCUGGACGAAGUGAGUGAGAUCGGUUCGGAUGAUUACAGAAACGCUGCAGAGGAAGCUGCAGAGCGCCAGCUCUGUGCCGAUCAACACGAGGCUGAGAUGCUGAGAUGCUGA
Messenger RNA from Penicillium manginii, 3414 nucleotides. RefSeq lists its product as uncharacterized. The record is from RefSeq and is a predicted model, not a curated record. NCBI's taxonomy places the organism in Eukaryota, Fungi, Ascomycota, Eurotiomycetes, Eurotiales, Aspergillaceae. Gene Ontology annotation, molecular function: voltage-gated chloride channel activity. Gene Ontology annotation, cellular component: membrane; early endosome; Golgi apparatus. The transcript has 10 exons. Bases 1 to 3414 code for a protein of 1137 amino acids. Gene Ontology annotation, biological process: chloride transport; transmembrane transport.